Messenger RNA from Helianthus annuus (common sunflower), 872 nucleotides. Its product is annotated as 60S ribosomal protein L18-3. Gene Ontology annotation, molecular function: RNA binding; structural constituent of ribosome. The record is from RefSeq and is a predicted model, not a curated record. Lineage: Eukaryota; Viridiplantae; Streptophyta; Magnoliopsida; Asterales; Asteraceae. Bases 165 to 728 code for a protein of 187 amino acids. Gene Ontology annotation, biological process: translation. The transcript is spliced from 5 exons. Gene Ontology annotation, cellular component: cytosolic large ribosomal subunit; ribosome.
GUUGGAAAUGUUGUUGGGCCAUCCAACAAACCCAAACGAGUCCAAACACUGGGCCCUUGACAGCCCAUUCCUCAUCGAUAUACACCUCCCUAUCUCUCAUUGCAUUCAUAAACCCUAAUUUCCCAAAUUUCUUGCAGGGACCAUUCUCCGCCGCCGUCGUCGUCAUGGGUAUCGAUCUUAUUGCCGGAGGUAAGAGCAAGCGAACCAAAAGAACCGCCCCUAGAUCCGAUGAUAUCUACCUCAAACUCCUCGUCAAGCUUUAUCGGUUUUUGGUGAGGAGGACUGGAAGCAACUUUAAUGCUGUGAUAUUGAAGAGGUUGUUUAUGAGUAAAGUUAACAAGCCUCCGAUUUCUCUCUCUCGUUUGAUUCGUUACAUGUCCGGCAAGGAUGACAAGAUUGCUGUGGUUGUGGGAACCGUCACAGACGAUGUUAGGGUGCAUGAAAUUCCUUGUCUCAAGGUAACUGCCUUGAGGUUUACCGAGACCGCAAGGGCAAGGAUCGAGAAGGCAGGUGGAGAAUGUUUGACCUUUGAUCAACUCGCUCUUCGUGCCCCUCUUGGACAGAACACAGUUCUUCUUAGAGGUCCGAAGAACUCGCGUGAAGCGGUUAAGCACUUUGGUCCGGCUCCUGGUGUACCACACAGUCACACCAAGCCCUAUGUGAGGUCGAAGGGAAGGAAGUUUGAGAAGGCAAGAGGUAGGAGGAACAGCAGGGGAUUUAGAAACUAAGAUAUCGGUUCGGAGUUUUAUUUCCCUGAUUUCAAAUAUUGUGUUUUUGAAGAGACUUUUAGUAUCUUACUUUGUGAUGAAAGUUUUGUUGUUGACACCCCUUUUUCUUUUGGUAAUGAAGUUCGAGGUUUGGACUUUUGAUUA